GUGGAAUAGUGAAACCAAACUCAUGAUGACUGAAGUGCACACUGAAUCAGAGAGGAUAGUUCUGGAGAGGCAGAUUAACCGGAAAAAUGACGAAUUAAAAGCUUUGGUUGAUAGCUUCAAGGACCAGCUCCGUGUUACAAAUGAAGAGCUGCACAAGCAGAUCAUAAUUGAGCAAGAGCACCUGGAUAAAAUCAAGAGAUUAGAAGAUGAGUUGGUCAAUGCCAAAGACGUAAUUAAUGAGUAUAAACAGAAAUGCGACAGGGAUAUCACUUAUAACAUGAACACUGAGAUGGAGCUAAGAAACCUAAACACCCAGGUGAGUACGUUCGCUAUGGAAAUUAAAAUGAACGAGACGAAAAUCCAGCAACAGCAAGCUCACAUUCAAGAACUCAACAAUAAGAUAAAGAAACUGCAAGACGAUUUCCACCAGAAGACUUUAGAUGAGCAAGCGGCGCGCAAAAAGAUGGCGUUGCUCCAGGAAGAGUCAAUUAAAUUUAAGCAUUCUGCCGAAGAGUUUAAGAAGAAAUUCGACAAACUCUUGGAAUCGCACAACAUGGCUGAAAACGACAUUUCAGGCAUAAGGAUGGAAUGCAUCAGUUUGCAGCAAGAGAAGCACAUGGCUCAAGAAAACGUCAGAAUGUAUCAGAUCCAGAUCGAAGAUUUGCAGAACAGGCUUCAAAAAUGCCGUGACCAGCUACAACAAGGGAAACAUGCAGAAAUGGAACAUUUGCAGAAGUACCGCAAGCUGGAAGAGGAAUUCCAAAUGCAGAAACGAACAAUGGAGCACUUGAAGCACCAGCUAGAUCUGCAGAAAAGAGAGCACUGUAAUCAGUUGCGUUUGUUUCAGAAUGAGAUCAACAAAAGAACGUCCAGUUGGACUUUGGGUGUGUACAAAUACAUCUCCUUUUUAAGAAGAAGGCAAACUGAGAUGAGCAGCGCAGGUUGUAAAUCUGAACAGCUACUAGCUCAGAAGUUGCAAAUGGUUUCCACCGAUCCAUUGCCACGGGAAAAGCCAUUCCAGAUGUCUGGAAUCGCUCACUCUUUGGGAAGUGGAGUAAACCAACAAUCGUAUUCGGAGUAUGUUUCCCAAACAAGUACACAAUUUGAAAUCAGCAUUGAUAACAACAAAUCUGCCACAAAAUUAUCAGAAAUAGAUCAUUUGAGAGAUGGCAAAUUACUCAGUUCACGACACGAAGAAAGUUAUGAAAUUGGAUUAGGGAAACAACUGCAUCCUCUGGAGAUAGUGAACAGCAAGCAGUAUGGUGUACAUGCUGAAGCUUCUACAUUAUCAAGAAAAUGGCAAGACAUUUGUACUGCCUUAGAGGAGAAGCAAGCGAAGGAGAUUCCUACUGAAUACGAUAAGAUAAAAUUUCAAGGCCUCCGAGAGGAAGUAAAUGCCAGACAGCUGAUUGAAGUUAAGCUUCUAGACUUGACCACAGCUGGACAGCUCCACUCAGGGAAGAAGGCCGUUGAGCUGCAAAGAGACCUUGAGAUUUUUUUAACAAAGCCUACUGCAAUAGCUGGGCUGUACAUAGAAGCUAGCAACAAGAUCUCUCUUGCUUCUGCAGCUAAACAAAGAGUAAUUGAUAAAACAUCAGUUCUGUCGUUGUUAGAAGCCCAGGUCGCCACAGGUUUUAUCAUUGAUCCCAUAACUGGUAAAAAAUUCUCAGUGGAUGAAUCAGUCAUAAGCGGACUGGUAGAUUAUGAAUGGAAAACUAGGCUUCUGGAGGCAGAAAAGGCAGUUUUAGGUUAUGUUUUCUGGGAAAAGGCUGUCUGUUUACCAAGCAGUGGAAAGUAGAUCUUAGAAAGGCAAAAAGGCAAAAACAUUCUCGAGGCUCAGAUUGCCACUGGCGGGGUGAUUGACCCCGUCAGAAGCGUCCGUAUUCUUCCUGAGACGGCAGUCGAGCUAGGCUUGCUGAACAACACAAUGCUGAAAUAUUUACACGAACCUUCUAGUAACAGAAAAAGCUUUGAGAAUCCCAAUAACAGGCAAGCCAUGUAUUACAACGACCUGCUGAAUUGUGUGCUUGAUGUAGCUAGCAGAUGCUUCCUGCUUCCGGUUGGGGAGCGGAAAAUCAGCACCCCAUCUGCAGAAAAGAUUCAUAAGGUAUCCGUGGUUGACAUUAGCACCGGUGCGGAAAUGACUUCCUACGAGGCGUAUAAAAAGUCCCUGAUAGACAAAACCACGUACCUUGAGCUCUCCGGCCAGGAAUUUCAGUGGAAGGAGUCCACGUGCUUUGACGCCAGUGGAAACUCUUACUUUGUUCUGUCGGACCUGAAAACGGGGCUGCAGUUCAAUAUUGACGAGGCCUUAAUUUCUGGCAAAAUAGACAGAGGGUCGGUCAGUAAAUACAAGGAAGGGCACCUUACAGCUAGUGAGCUUGGCGACAUUUUGUUGACCAAUUCCAAGCCACAUACCGACCUCCACAGUCCCAUUGCAGGGGUCUGGCUGCCGGAGACAAAUGAAAGAAUGACUAUUGUAAAAGCUUCUCGCAAGAACCUGGUGGACAGGAACACAGCGCUGAGGUGUCUGGAGGCUCAGGUCUGCACAGGAGGGGUCGUUGAUCCCUUGACGGGAAAGAGAUACCCACUGGCAGAGGCCUUGCAAAGGGAGUUAAUUGACGAGGCGUGCGCUAAACACCUUCAGCAGUGUGAAUUGGUCUUCACUGGCAUUAAGCACCCUUUAUCAAACAGUAUUCUCUCAGUCCCCGAAGCAAUACACAAAAACCUUCUAGACAAAGAAGUAGGCACUCGCUGCUUGGAAUAUCAGCAUUACGGUGGGUUGAUAGAUCCCAAAUCUCAUUCCAGGUUGUCAAUGGAGGAUGCCAUCAAGAAUGGCCUAAUUGAUGCUGUUACUGCCACAAAAACCCAAGACGAUAAAUUCUACAUAAAAAGCCUGAUGUGCCCUAAGACAAAAAAGCAAUUAACCUAUCAGGAAGCUCUCCAGGGCGCUAUUUUUGACUGCCAUACAGGGCUACGCUUGCUAGAAGCCGCCGAGCUGAUCACCUCAGGUAUAUCAAGGCUCUAUUAUUCUACUUAGUAACUAAGCUAACCUGGCUGCCUUAUUUUUUUGAGACAACAUUUUUGUAACAACAGAUUAUUCUUAAGAGUAAACAGGGACCAUACACCCCCCCCCCCCAGCCCGUUACUAGCACCGAUGACAUUACCUCACUGGGUAAUUGAAUAUUUUCAAGUUUACAACCAAGUUCAGAGGCUCUGCACCAAGGACUCCCAGAUCAACCUUGAGCUACAGAUAUUCUCUUUUGCGGGAACUAGGUUCCAUUCUGUGAUAAAGGACAAAACUCUCACAUCAUAGAAAUAAUUCCCAUUUAUGUAGUUGUACAACAUGGUGGAGGGGGAAAAAAACCCACUCAAUCCCUGAACCUUACAGCACAGUUUGGCUUUGCUUAUAUAUGGUGGUUUGCAUACUCUAAAUCUAGUAUUGCUCUAUGCUUGUAACCUUAGAACACAAUAAAAUUUAGAUACGUCUAUGUUUUACUGGUUUCUGUGGAAGAUUUAAAUUCAUGCUUUUUUCUCACUUCAAUUAUGAUUGGAUUGUGCUUCAGUUGCUGCUGUUUUCUAUAAA
Thamnophis elegans (Western terrestrial garter snake) is the source of this 3586-nucleotide messenger RNA. Its product is annotated as plectin-like. Gene Ontology annotation, biological process: intermediate filament cytoskeleton organization; skin development; cell-cell adhesion. Lineage: Eukaryota; Metazoa; Chordata; Lepidosauria; Squamata; Natricidae. The record is from RefSeq and is a predicted model, not a curated record. Gene Ontology annotation, molecular function: structural molecule activity. Gene Ontology annotation, cellular component: intermediate filament; plasma membrane; intercalated disc.